Messenger RNA from Bipolaris sorokiniana ND90Pr, 1219 nucleotides. RefSeq lists its product as uncharacterized. Gene Ontology annotation, molecular function: epoxide hydrolase activity. The transcript has 3 exons. Gene Ontology annotation, biological process: epoxide metabolic process. Lineage: Eukaryota; Fungi; Ascomycota; Dothideomycetes; Pleosporales; Pleosporaceae. Bases 1 to 1215 code for a protein of 404 amino acids. The record is from RefSeq and is a predicted model, not a curated record.
AUGUCUACCCAAGCGUCAAGUGACAACCCUACGUACAUACCUCGGCCCUACGAAAUCAACGUCGACCCCGCUUUUCUUGAGCAGACACGCUCCAAGGUAGCCAGCUUUCGUUCCACCGCUGAUAUUGCUGCGCCAGCCUGGUUUGACGGUCCACCCAGCUCCAACAUAUCCUCCAUCGCCGCGUACUGGUCUGAAGAAUACGACUGGCUGUCAGAGCAGAAAAGAUUGAACGAAGAAUUUGACCAUUAUAUAACCACGGUACCACCGCCAGGGGAAGGUUACAACGACUCUCUAGACAUUCACUUCAUUCACCAGAGGAGCGAAAAAGCAGACGCUAUCCCUCUUCUGAUGUUACACGGCUGGCCUUCUACAAGCCUUGAGUGGGAGAAAGUCAUUCCCGAGCUCACGAAGCCAUCCAUCAACAAUGCUACUUCCUUUCAUGUCGUAGCACCUGACCUUCCGGGCUUUGGCUUCUCACCAGCUCCCAGAACACCUGGGCUAAACGCUACCUUGCACGGUGUAGUAUUUGCAAAUCUUAUGGAACAGUUGGGCUAUGAAAAAUUUGCAAUCUACAGCACGGAUCUUGGAGCCCUCAUCGGUCUCACGAUGGUAAGCACGUACGAAAACCGCAUCACACACCACUUCAGCGAUUUCCUUUACGUGAUUCCCAACGAAAAUGACCUUGCGCGCUAUGCUACAAACCAGACUACGCAGGAAGAGUCGGAAUACAUCCCGUCCGUACAGGCCUUUUUCAACCAACACUCGGCUUAUGCAGCAAUCCACUCAAGCUACCCUCUUUCCAUUGCGUACGCGCUCAACGACAGCCCCGUCGGCUUUCUAGCCUGGAUGUACCACCUGGUUUACACUGGCAGUGACAUCGCGUAUACCGAGGAAGACAUUAUCAGACAAGCCUUCUUACUUUACGCCCCUGGUAUUUACGGAAAUAUAAGGAGUUACAAGGAGCUAUUUGACAACUCGUUAUUUGCGCCUGCGAAAAGAUCAUCGGUGCCGACAAGCGCACUGCAGUUCAAACUUCGAGGCGACCCAACGUUUGCGUACCCAGAGAUCAAGUACUUCAAUUUUGUACCCCUAAGUUGGCUGCAAAGAUUUCACAAUAUAACAAAUCUAGCACGUUACAAUGAAGGUGGGCAUUUCCCUGCCGAGAGCGUACCACAUCUUGUGGUCAAGGAAAUCAGAGCGGCAUAUGCCUCUUAGUCAC